Molecule: messenger RNA, 1203 nt
Organism: Aspergillus tubingensis
Lineage: Eukaryota; Fungi; Ascomycota; Eurotiomycetes; Eurotiales; Aspergillaceae
Product: FMN dependent dehydrogenase
Exons: 1
Coding region: 1-1203 (400 amino acids)
Molecular function (GO): oxidoreductase activity; FMN binding
Source: RefSeq, a predicted model, not a curated record
AUGUCACCCUCACCCUACGCCUACCAAUCCGAAGUGUACGCGCACGGCCUCCGCGACCAAAAACCAGCUAUAACCUUCAUCCCUAGCGAAUGGGAGAACCUCGCACGAGCACGCCUCUCCGCCAACAGCUUCAGCUACGUGCACGGGUCGGCAGGGACGGGCGAAACCGACCGCAAGAACCGGACCGCAUUCCAGAGCUGGUCCGUAAUACCUUCCCGACUGGUCCCCUCGGCCAAGUUCCCCGAUCUAUCCACCACCCUCUUCGGCAAAACCUACUCCUCGCCUAUCGCCAUCGCCCCCGUAGGGGUACAAACUAUCUUCCACCCAGAGGGUGAACGUGCCGUAGCGCGCGCCGCGGCGGAGCUGGAUGUGCCGUAUACGUUGAGCACGGCGACAGCGACUUCUACUGAGGAUGUAGCGGAAGCGAACGGGGCGGAUGGGAAGCGGUGGUUUCAGCUGUAUUGGCCUGGGAAUGAGCAUAAUGAUAUAACGGUUAGUUUGUUAGAGCGGGCCAAGAAGAACGGGUAUGAUGUGUUGGUUGUCACAUUGGAUACGUAUAUCUUGGGGUGGAGGCCAACGGAUAUGGAUAAUGGGUAUAAUCCGUUCCUGAGGGCGGAUAGUAUCGGGGUGGAGAUGGGAUUUAGUGAUCCGGUGUUUAGGAGGCAUUUCAAGGACAGAUAUGGGAAGGAGGUGGAGGAGGAUAAGGGCACUGCUGCGGCGGAGUGGACGAAGAUUGUGUUCCCCGGGGUGUCGCAUUCGUGGGAGGAUUUGGCGUUUUUGAAGGAGCAUUGGGAGGGCCCGAUUGUGUUGAAGGGGGUGCAGAGUGUGGGGGAUGCGAGGAGGGCGGUGGAGUGUGGAAUGCAGGGCAUUGUUGUUUCGAAUCAUGGGGGUAGGCAGAUGGAUGGGGGCGUUGGGUCGUUGGCGGUGUUGCCGGGGAUUGUGGAUGCCGUGGGGGAGCAGAUUGAGGUGUUAUUUGAUUCCGGGGUGAGAUGUGGUGCGGAUGUGAUGAAGGCGCUGGCGUUGGGGGCGAAGAUGGUGCUAGUGGGUAGGCCGUAUGUUUAUGGGUUGGCGAUUGCUGGGGAGGAGGGGGUGAGGCAUGUGUUGAGGAGUUUGUUGGGUGAGUUGCAGUUGUCGUUGCAUUUGGGGGGGAUUAGGAGUGUGAGGAAGGAGGAUUUGAAUAGGGAGUGUUUGGUAAGGGAGUAG